Hyaloperonospora brassicae is the source of this 1185-nucleotide messenger RNA. The record is from the annotation of a GenBank genome assembly. Lineage: Eukaryota; Oomycota; Peronosporomycetes; Peronosporales; Peronosporaceae.
AUGACAACGACUGCCUUGGCGGACCACGUGCUGGUCCUGGGCUCGAGUUACGCGAACGAACUGGUGGUCGUGGACGCUGCGACGGGCGGCCACUUGACGUGCUUGAAGAACUGCCGCGCGGCGCUCAAUGGCGUCCACGUGGUCCCUCGGACGGACCACGUCGUGGCCGUGCAAGAGGGCAAACUCGUGCUCAACCUCUACCGCUGGGGCACGAACAUGCCCGUGUUCAAGUGCCACGUGGCCGAGCGCAUGGGACCAGUGACGGCGUCGAGCUGUGGCAACUUCCUCUUCGCGGGGGCCGACUCGGGCAAAGUGUACGUGUGGGACGUCAAGACGGGCGAGUUGGUGACAGUGUUCGAUGCGCACUACAAGCGCGUGUCGGCACUGGCACUGACGGCCGAGGACUCGCACUUGAUCACGGCGGGCGAAGACGCACUGGUGCACGUGUGGCGACUGCUCGACUUGCUGGACGAACCGGACGUGGCAGCCAGUUUCCAACAGGGCGUGACACCCGUCGUGAGCUUUACGGACCACGUGCUGCCGGUCACGUCUCUGCAUGUGGGUCUGGGCGGCGUGAACGCCCGAGUCUACACGUCGUCGCUCGACCGCACGUGCAAGAUCUGGUCGCUGCGCUCGGCCCAGUGUCUCUACAGUGUCUCGUGCCCGUCGUACGUCAACGCGUGCAGUGUCGACCCCAUGGAGCAGCGGCUGUUCAUGGGCUGUGGCAACGGCGAGAUCUACGUGCUGGACCUGCACGCGGCGGCAACGACAGUCACUGCAGCUACAGCACGUGUGGUCAAUGCCUCACUGGGUGCAACAACGUCGGUUGUCAAGCCAACGGACGCGUCGCCAUGGGGCCCUGACGCUUUGCUGCCCGACUCGUUCAAAGGCCACGAAAGCAGUGUCACCACGUUGAGCGUACACGGCAGCGGUGCUUUCCUCGUGUCGGGAGACGAGAGCGGCGUUGUGCACGUGUGGGACAGCCUCAGCCGCCAGUCGCUACGUACGAUCAAACCGUUCAAAGGCAAAGUCACGGCUUUGGUGCUGCUUCGUCGUCCGCGACACCUGUUGCAUCCGGCCAAGACGCCGUAUACCAUGGCAAGCGAUGACCCGGACGACAUGUUGGCCACGCCGCUCCCUGUUGCACCGCUCAAGAAGUACAUGAACGCGACGACCGACGAGUGA